Molecule: messenger RNA, 934 nt
Organism: Loa loa (African eye worm)
Lineage: Eukaryota; Metazoa; Nematoda; Chromadorea; Rhabditida; Onchocercidae
Exons: 4
Coding region: 14-928 (304 amino acids)
Biological process (GO): dolichyl monophosphate biosynthetic process
Cellular component (GO): endoplasmic reticulum membrane
Molecular function (GO): dolichol kinase activity
Source: RefSeq, a predicted model, not a curated record
AGAAAUAUUGGUUAUGUGGAAACAGAAGAAUGCCGAUCGAAUGCUCGUGGAAACAGCUGCUACUGCGACAGUUUUAUUUGUAUUUUUGGCUGCAAGGAUAAGACGAAGUUCAAUGUGUAUUAAUUUUUUAUUUGUUAUCAUGGUUUCAUGUUCUCUUUACCUUUAUUCACUUCGGUUAGGUGUAAAUCUUUCCAAUCUACCUGUAUUAUUUUACAAACGAAUUUUUGAUGGAACGGACCAAAGGUACUACUUGCUGUUAUUUUAUGGCAUAUGUAUCUUUGCAACAUUGAUAUUCUGCAUUAUCGUGAAUCAUUCAUCGCAUUGCUCAACUAUGCAUCGGAAAUUUUUCCAUCUCACAGUAUCGUUAAUUUGUAUAGCCGGUAUUCAGUAUGAUUUUGAAUUAAUUUGGCUCUCCGCUUGGUUAAUGCUUUGUAUUUUUGUAAUCAUUGAGGUUUUUCGUUCCAAACAUGUAUCACCAUGGUCAACGUAUCUGAAUGGCUGGUUGUUGAUUUUCAUUGAUAAACAGGACUCACCGGAACUUAUCUUAACUCCUAUUUAUUUACUGGCUGGGAUAUUUUUGCCUCUCUUCCUUUCACCGAUCGCUAAUAACGAAUAUCGGCAUUUGUAUCAUUUCGCUGGUGUUGCUACAGUUGGUGUUGGUGAUAGUUUGUCAGCAGUUGUUGGUUCACGAUAUGGACGUUUACAUUGGCCAAAAUCACGGAAAACAGUGGAAGGAAGUGUUGCAUUUGCUGUUAGCCAAUUUAUCUUUUCCAUUCUAGUAUGUAUGUAUUAUUUAAAAUGUGAUAUUGGAUUGUAUCGGUUGCUUUGGAUUCUGCUUUGCUCACUUAUAUGUGCUCUUUUUGAGGCUGGACUACCUGUCAUGGAUAAUAUCAUUCUACCUGUGAUAGCUUAUUUGAUUCUGUUUUAAUUUUUG